This is a messenger RNA of Ictalurus furcatus (blue catfish), 1997 nucleotides long. It is a transcript of the gene mfsd8l2, whose product is annotated as major facilitator superfamily domain containing 8-like 2. The record is from RefSeq and is a predicted model, not a curated record. Gene Ontology annotation, biological process: transmembrane transport. The transcript is spliced from 11 exons. Bases 276 to 1736 code for a protein of 486 amino acids. NCBI's taxonomy places the organism in Eukaryota, Metazoa, Chordata, Actinopteri, Siluriformes, Ictaluridae. Gene Ontology annotation, molecular function: transmembrane transporter activity.
CUCCUUGAAAAAAGUGUUUUUAUUUAUUUAAUUUUUUAUAAACGCCUCAAAGAAGUGAAACAUCCGCCUGUUUUUUUCUUCUGCGUGUAACCUUGAUUGGAAAAAUCGGCAGCAGGGCACAGAGAGAUGCAUUGAAACAGCCUCCAUGCGGGAGAAAGGCCUUAAGUGAGGGCAUCACGUCUCUCAUUUGGACCAUUUCCUCAAAGCGAGGACAAAAAAACAGAGCAAUGAAGACGCUUUGGGUGAAAUAAGCACCAUUGUAGUAAGUCAUACUGAUGGAUUACGGGCGUAAGAGGAAACUUUCUUUUCUGACAAUUGGACUGCUGUUUUUCCUGAGCGGUAUUGAAUAUGCCGUUAUCCUCCCGACUAUAUGGAGGUAUCUGCAGAUUCUCAACGCCCCGCCAUAUUUCCUCGGACUCGGCCUGUCUGCGUUCAGUUUCAGUGGACUUGUGACGGGGCCGUUGUUUGGACGCUGGUCUGAUAGAACUGGCGCUACAAAGACCAUCAUCCUUUUCUCUAACCUCUUUGAGAUUGUCGGGAACUUCAUGUACUUCAUAGGCUACUCAAAAUGGCUUCUCCUGUCCAGUCGACUUGUUGCAGGCGUCGGUGCUGGCGCAGGGUCAUCCAUUUUUGGUUUCCUGACGCGGACCACCGUUCCUGAAGAACGAGCUCGGGUGUUUGCCGCUGUGAUGGCAUCACGCCAAGCCGGACUCCUGAUCGGGCCUGCUUUUAACAUUUUCCUUCGACUGUGUGAUUUUCGACUGGGACCCUUCAUUGUGAACAAGUACACCGCCCCGGGGCUCUUCAUGUGUGCCAUGUGGCUGGUCCUCCAGUUAGCAGUGGUUCUGCUGUACUGGGAUGUCCCUCCGCUGGACUCCGUGCCCGAGAUGUACACUGCCCUCCGCCGUGUCAAGGAGGAAGAAGAGCGGCCGCUCGUGCGCCUGCAGGGUGAGGAUGGUACACCAGGGUCAGGCUCCUACACCAUGGCGAUGUCUGAUCAGGCCGAGACGCGGCUUUCAGAAGAACUCGGGCCAUCCGAGUAUGAAGCGACGCCUGCUUCAGACAGUCCUCAUUCCCCUGAUGACCCCUUUGAGAACUUCAAUGCCAGCCAAGAGUUCCUGAGGGAGGAGGUGGUGGUUCUCCUCACCGCACAGUUCAUCACGCUCUUUAAUCAGACCGCACUCGAGACCAUGGUUACACCGAUGACGCAGAAGUACUUCGGCUUUGGUGAGCUGGGGAACAGUGUGAUGUACGGCCUGUGCGGUGUGGAGGUGAUUGGCGGGUUUUUCCUCGUGCGCUGGCUGAGCCGCGUACUUGAGGAGCGCGUGCUGCUCGCCGCCGGCCUGCUCGUGAGCUGCGUGGCCUGCGUCUGGUGCCUUGUCUUCCUUGCCGACCCCAAGGGUGGCUUUGCGCUGGAGCUGACCGAGUUCAUUAUUGGGGUGUUCCUGCAGUUGAUGGGGCUUCCCUUCGUCGCCGUGUCCCAAGUGUCCCUCUUCUCCAAAGUCACUGCGGAGAAGACGCAAGGCUUUAGUCAAGGUGUACGGCGCUCCAUCGGAGGUCUUGCCACCAUCCUGGGGCCGCUCUGGGCGGGUGGUUUGACUGGAAACUUGUACGUGAUGCUGGGAAUGAUGCUGUUUCUCCUCACGCUCAUUAUGAUCAUGAUGGCGCUGUCCUAUGACAAACUGGUGGAGCCCCCGGUGGUGCGGCACGCAGAUGACUCUGAGAGCGAAGGGUAGAGGAGGAGGUCGCUCGUUCGCACGUCAAACCGUACAGGUGAGAAGGAACAGGAGGAUGUUCGGAUUUUUAGGUCACAAGCUGAUCGUUUCUAGUGCUACAUAGUUUUAUAGAAACAGCAAUCUAGUUAUGUGUAGCUGGCUCGCUAGUUUUACGCUAACUAAUUGUAUGUUAGCUAGUUAACUUUUAUGUAGACUAGCGACUUUGAUGUAGCUGGCUAGCUAGUAAACUUUUACACAGACUACCCAACAAGCUGGUUAUGU